UUUUUUGUUGUGUUGGUAGUCCACCUGUUGCUUGACGUUUGCCACGACUUGUCAGAACCCAACUUUAAUAAAUCGCGAAAAUGUUGAAUUAACUCGUCCAAAUUGCCAAAAACCUUGCAAUAAUGCAUUCCAAAGCAAUAAUUCUCCUUCUAGUGCUAGUGUCUAGUGAAUCUCAAUCAAUUCUCGAUGAGAGUUUUCUCACUUCACCCAAAUAUCACACCUACGAUGAGCUCACAAAUUUAUUUAAAAAAUUAGAGACGGAACAUCCCGAAAUCGUUAAAUUGCACAGUGUAGGCCGUUCUGUGCGUAAUCGUGAACUGUGGGCACUUGAGAUCAAUGCAAAUGUGGCCAAUCGGACGUUGAUGACCCCCAUGUUCAAGUAUGUGGCCAACAUGCAUGGGGAUGAGGCCGUGGGGCGCCAACUUAUGAUCUAUUUGGCCCAGUUUUUGAUCUACAACUACGGGAAGGACGAGAGAGUUACCAGAUUGGUUAAUACGACUGAUAUUUAUUUGAUGCCGUCCAUGAAUCCGGACGGCUUUGAAAACUCCCAGGAAGGUCUGUGUGAGUCAAAGCCAGGUUACAUAGGCCGCGAAAAUUCCAAUCACAAAGACCUGAAUCGUGACUUUCCGGAUCAGUUCGAUCCGGUUCGUACCGGUACAAUAUUAUCAGGGCGCCAACCUGAAACCAUCGCUAUCAUGACUUGGAUUAUUUCGCGCCCUUUUGUCCUUUCGGGCAAUCUCCACGGUGGCGCUGUCGUCGCCAGUUACCCUUUCGACGACUCUAGUUCAAGUCACGAGUGUUGUCAUGAGAGUAAAUCCCCCGAUGAUGCGAUUUUCAAAAAACUGGCCUUGACGUACGCGCAAGCGCACCCCAUUAUGAGAGGGGGGCGCGCAUGCCUGCCGGAUACUUUCAAUCAGGGGAUUACCAAUGGGGCGUUUUGGUAUGAAGUUAGAGGGGGGAUGCAGGAUUUUAACUACGUCCAUUCCAAUUGUUUUGAAGUCACUUUUGAGUUGAGUUGUUGUAAAUUCCCCCGUGCUAAAACACUGCCGUCCGAAUGGGGGAAGAACAAGGAGGCGCUUUUGAAUUUUAUGGAGGCGGUUCAUUGGGGGGUCAAAGGGGUGGUGCGGGACGGGAGGGGGGAGCCGGUGUUGGACGCCGAUGUUGUGGUUAAGGAGGUGGCUCAUAAUGUCUCCACCUCCAAUCGGGGGGAGUUUUGGCGGUUGUUGCUACCGGGGAAGUACACAAUGUUUGCCACAGCCUACGGGUUUGAGCCUUCGGACGAAGUUAGUGUGACAGUGGAAGAGGGGAAAACCACCGUUCAGAAUUUUACGUUGAAGAGGGCGCUGCCAAGCAAAGAUGAUUUUAAGGUCGUUGUUGACCGAAGCGGGCCGACUUUUGACGAGUACGGUUUUUUGUCAAGUGAUCAAUUGUUUAAGCACCACAACUACGACGAAAUGGUUGGUUUUAUGAAAGAAAUUAACUCGACUUAUCCCAAUAUUACACAAAUGCAUUCAAUUGGAAAGUCGGUUCAAGGUAGAGACUUGUACGUUAUGAUCAUAAGUUCGAAUCCGUUUAAACACGUCCCUGGCAAGCCUGAGUUUAAAUUUGUGGCAAAUAUGCACGGCAAUGAGGUAGUAGGCCGUGAAUUACUCCUCUAUCUUAUGAAAUACUUAUGCGAACACUACCAAGCCGAUGACAGGGUUACCAACCUGCUUGAAACCACUAAGAUUCACUUAAUGCCCAGCAUGAACCCAGAUGGGUACGAGGUGGCCCACGAGGGCGAUGCUGGAGGUAGUGAUGGGCGAGCCAAUGCCCAUGGAGUCGAUUUAAACCGGAAUUUUCCGGACCAAUACGUCACCAAUCAAUACAAUAGUCACACGGAACCCGAAACUCGAGCCGUGAUGGACUGGAUUCUUUCCGAACCUUUUGUACUAUCGGCAAACUUACAUAACGGCGCUCUUGUCGCUAAUUAUCCCUACGAUGAUAACAGUCCGGGUCGCAACGGCGAGAAUUUGGCGCCAGAUGACCCAAUUUUCAAAUAUUUGGCCCACAAGUAUGCCGAUGCUCACCGUUCAAUGCACGAGGGUUUACCAUGCCCCCUGUUCCCAAAGGAGCGCUUCCAGGAUGGUAUAACCAACGGGGCGAAAUGGUACGAAGUGACAGGUGGUAUGCAAGAUUGGAAUUAUCUAGUGGCCGGUUGUAUGGAACUCACUCUUGAACUCGGUUGUUUUAAAUAUCCUUGGGCCAAAGACUUGCCCAAAUAUUGGCUAGAUAAUCGCGAAGCCCUGCUCACUUUUAUGGAACAAGUGCAGCGCGGUGUGAAGGGUUACGUGCGCAGUACCAUUGGGCGGCCCAUCAAGGGGGCGAAAAUUAUAAUCGAAGGGGUGCGGCAUUACGUCAAGUCGCAUCAAGAUGGCGACUAUUACCGGCUUUUAUUACCCGGGAAGUAUAAUUUGACCGUGGAAGCGAUGGGUUAUGAGAGUUAUACGAACGAGAUUGAAAUACCCAAAGAGGGUAGUUUUGUGUAUAAUGUUAGUCUGAUGAGGGACGAUCCCUUGCAUUGGGCAAGUGCGUAUGACUUUGGACUAGGAGAAAACCAAUACAGUCCGAAGUACCACACCAAUAGCGAGUUGUAUGCAAUCAUGGGGGCUUUAGAAAAUCGGUACCCCAAUGUUGCGGCGUUUAAAAGUGGCGAUGAUUACGUCUCGAUGACGUUAAAGUCGCUCAAAAUCACACACGAGAUUGAUUCAUCCGACGAACUCAAAUUCCACAUUGCGAUCAUGGCCAACUUGUACGCCACUCAACCAUUGGGUCGCGAAUUGUCGAUUUAUCUGGCACGCCAUCUUUUGAGCGGCCACUCAAUUGGCAAUCCUGUCAUUGUCAAUAUUUUAAAUAACACAAUUAUACACGUAAUACCUGUCAUUGAUACGGCAUUCGAACAAAUCUGGGGUGGCUAUGAAAAACAAGCACCUGGCAACGCACGACCUGAUCACUACACCUGUAAUAAUAUCACAGCCGACUUUAAACAAGUCGGUGAUCAGGUCAUAGGGGGCGCCCGUGUCAACGGUGAACUCAAAUCGGUGGCUAACGCCUUCAAACAUCUCCUAAUGGAGGAAAAAUUCGAUUUGGUCUUGAACAUUGAAGGCGGCUCUGGACGAGUAAUUUACCCGAAAACUGGGACUAAAGUUAAUAUUUUCGAAAACUACGCGGAAAAAUAUUUAAAAUCGUUCAAAAACCGGCCAGAGUGUCACCGAAACGUCAAAGGAACCGAUCAGACAAUCACUGACGGUAUUUAUAGCGAGUUUGGCGUUCCGGUUAUAACCGGUAAAGUGACAUGUUGCGAGUAUCCUUCAGUUGUUGACAUUCCCUACAUUUGGCGUGAGGCUUUAGCGCCGCUAAUGACAGUUUUGACGUUUGCGACGACAGGCAUCCAGGGUUUUGUGAUCGACGAGCGCAAACAACCGAUGCGUAACGCAACCUUACGUAUUGUCGGUUAUAACCGGUUUGAUAUCACGCGCCAAAACGCCAAAUUUAAAAUCAUGUUACCGGAGGGACGCUAUAUUGUUGAAGUGUCGUGUCAUGGUUACGCCAACGCCACCUUUGACACGGCCGUGGAAAAUGGCAAAUUUGUUUAUUUGCCGGUGAUUUUGCAACGGAAUUUAAAUGAAACAACGCCUGGUAUCAGGGGUUAUGUCAGAGAUAGUUACAAUCAUCCGAUCGCAGCGGCUGUGAUUACAAUUGUCGAGAAAAAUUUAACAAUUGAAUCGGACAGUGAAGGGAAGUACAGUGUUGCCAUGGCUCCCGGGACGUACACUUUGAACGUGUCAGCGCCUGGCUUUCACCCGAGUGUUAAAUAUUUCACGAUAGAUGGCGUUGUGGGUUCACAUGUGGUGAUGUUUACUCUAGUCAAGGAUAAAACAGUGUGGGGUUUGCCCCGAUUGGCGUUUGUUAUUAUGAUGGGAUUCGUUUGUUUCGGCACUUUGGGCCUACUUUUGAUGUUUUACGUUGCCUGUAAAAGGAAGAGUGAAUAUGGACCGGUGUCCCAAAAUCCCUUCUAUGAAGAUUUCAAGGAUUUUGACGAAUCAAAGGAGACGGAAGUGUUUGCAAGACCGUUGCCAGUUAAGCCAAUCACAAGGCCCUAUUUUGAUGAUGAUGAUGAUACAGACGCUGAUGCGAGUUCUGAGGAUGAGGAGAAUGAGUUUGAUUUGUUGCAUUCCAAGUAGUUGAUAUUUUUUGAGCGUUUUUUACGAUCUCUAGUGAUGAAAUCUCUAAAGAAUUAUUUUUUUAACACUUUUUUGUACAUAGUUAAGAGUUAAAACAUCACCAAGUGAGGUGGUUAGUGCUUCCAUUUACAUAAGAGACCACUGUUGCAGUAUUUUAUCAAUAACAAGUUACUAAUAGUUUUCA
Tribolium castaneum (red flour beetle) is the source of this 4407-nucleotide messenger RNA. It is a transcript of the gene svr, whose product is annotated as silver. Lineage: Eukaryota; Metazoa; Arthropoda; Insecta; Coleoptera; Tenebrionidae. Gene Ontology annotation, molecular function: metallocarboxypeptidase activity; zinc ion binding. The record is from RefSeq and is a predicted model, not a curated record. Gene Ontology annotation, biological process: peptide metabolic process; protein processing. The transcript is spliced from 12 exons. The coding region runs from base 123 to 4223 and encodes 1366 amino acids.